AUGCAAACGCCAAGCGAGAGCCGCGGGGGCGGGGAUAGAAGCAGCAGCGACUGUGAAGUCGAGUCUCCGCGUGGAGUGGUUGACGCCGCCGUGCGGAGCGUUGCUGGUUCCGCAGACGACAUUGUGGGGUCAUCUGAUAUACUCCCCAGCGACGACGGAUUAAUAGGGAGCAUAGGCCGUACCAGCGGCUCCAGCUUUGACAGUACGAACGCGGCGUCCCCGUCUUUCCCGCGCGUCGUUGAAGUCGUGACCUUCGCGGAGCCCACGCCUCGCGACGACGUGCCCGGCAUGCGGCUGCAGCUACAGACGGCCUCCGACCCGCUGGGGCCGCGGUCCAUGGCUCUCGACGGGCUGUCUCGAUACGAACUGGUCGACGCGGUGAAGAAGCUCCAGGCGGACCACGAAAAUUACAGGCGCGAAGUGGCAUUCCAGAAGGACCUGCUGGCGUCGGUGGGGCAGGCCGUCAUCUGUACCGACCUCGCCGGCACCAUCACCUACUGGAACAAGGCGGCGGAGAUGAUGUACGGGUGGAACGAGGGCGAGGCGGUGGGGCGGCCGAUCAUGGAGGUGACGCCCGCGGACACGACAGUGCAGCAGGCAGAGGAAAUAUUCGGCGCGCUCAGCAAAGGGGAGGUGUGGACAGGCGAGUUCCUCGUCAGGCGCAGAGACGGCUCGCCCUUCCCCGCCAUGGUAACGGACACGCCGAUUCUGGACCCGGUGGGGCAGCUGGUGGGGGUGAUCGGCGUGUCGGCGGACAUCAGCGACCUGAAGCGUAAGGAGGGCGAGAUCCGCGCGCUCAACGCCGCGCUGGAGGAGCGCGUCGUGGAGCGCACGGAGCAGCUGCAGCGCAGUAACGAGGCGCUGCGGCGAGAGAUUGAGGAGCACCUGCGCGCGAGGGAGCACCUGCAGCGAUGCAUCGAGGACUUGGAGCAAUCUCGCAGCCGCAUAUCACAGCAGUCGGCGGUGCUGGAGCGCAUGGUGGCGGAGCUGCGCGAGGCGCGCACGGAGGCGGAGUCCGCGAAUCGCUUGAAGUCGCAGUUCCUGGCGUCUAUGAGCCACGAGAUCCGCACCCCCAUGAACGGCGUGCUGGGCAUGACGCGGCUGCUGCUGUCGACGCCGCUGUCGGAGGAGCAGCACGGGUUCGUGGACACGAUUCGCAGCAGCGGCGACGCGCUGCUGGCGAUCAUCAACGACAUUCUGGAUCUGAGCAAGAUCGAGGCGGGCGAGCUGGAGAUGGAGCACCGCGACUUCGACGUCACUGCGUGCGUCGAGGACAGCGUCAACCUGCUCGCGGUGCGAGCCAUGGAGAAGCGCAUAGAGCUGGUGAGCGAGGUGGACGAGAGCGUGCCGCGCGUGGUGAGGAGCGACGCCACGCGCCUGCGGCAGGUGCUCGUGAACAUCGUGUCCAACGCCACCAAGUUCACCCACCACGGGGACGUGCACGUCUCCGUCACCGCUCACUGCCUCGGGGACCGCCCCGACUUGCUCCAGCCCGCUGCUGCCUGCACGCCAGCACAGGGAGAGGUCUCGGAUGCCCGAGCAGACGGGCAGCAGGAGCAGCAGCAGGCGGGCCGCAGCAGUGGCAGCAGCAGCGGCGGGUGGGGCGGCCGGGGCCUGAGGGACACAGGGCGGGGCCUGGGGGCGGGCGAGGUGGAGCAGGCGCUAUCUGCGGGGUACCGGUGGCACCGCGUGGUGGUGAGCGUGCGCGACACGGGCAUCGGGAUCUCCGCGGACCGCCACGACCGGCUGUUCAAGCCCUUCUCGCAGGUGGACGCGUCCACGACACGGCAGUAUGGCGGCACGGGGCUGGGGCUGGCCAUCUCGCAGCAGCUGGUGGAGCUCAUGGGCGGCCGCAUCUGGGCGGAGAGCGCCGGGCUGGGCCACGGCGCCACCUUCUCCUUCUACAUCACCGCGCUCGCACUGCCCGUCCGCCCGCCCUGCAUCCCGCGUGGGGUGUCUGUGGGGGGACCUGUGGGCUUGCCUAUUGGGGGACGUAUGGGGCGGGCUGUGGGGGCCAUGGUGGAUGCUGACCUCUCUGAGGCCAUGCCUGACCAGCACGCACGUGAACCGGACUCCACCCCUCCCAAGCUGCUCUUUGGCCGUGCCGCCACGGCCAGCAGGGCCACCAGCAUCAGCACCCACACGAACACGGACACGGACAUGAGCAGCAGCGGCACGGGUGGGGAACAGUGGGGGCGCGACUCCUCAACCGCCCUCCGCCCCGCACGGCGCUUCGUCCGCAGUGCGUCCGUGCCCGCGCUCGGGCGGCCUCCCUGCGUGGCGGCGUGGCUCAUCGACUCGGGCAAGCGCCGCCGCGUGGAGGGCGCGCUGGGGGAGGCGGGCGUGCGCGCACUGGGGGGCGCGCGGGGGGAGGGGGAGGUGGGCGCGCUGGAGGUGGGGCUGAGGCGGGUGGAGCUGGUGGGGGCGGGUGGCGCGGGUGGGGGAGAGCAUGGCGCGUGGGUGGUGAGUGUGGCGCAUGGGCAGGGAGGUGGAGUUGGCGCAGAGAUGCUGCCACAGGCCACGGAGGACGGGCAGCAGCAGCAGCAGCAGCAGAGGCGGCGUAGUGUGGAUUUCGUCUCCCAGGCUCAUGUGCGUGCUUAUGGGGAUGCUGGCGGCAGCCAGCUGGCAGAGCCACCAGCGUGGGUGGCGGCGUGGAACGAGACAGCCGCCCGGUGCAGCGGGCGGCAGGUGAUGGUGGUGGUGGCGCACGCAGCGACACGUGGCAUGCUGACGAGGCACCUGCAUGGGCUGGGCAUGCGCGUGAGCGCGGUGGCCGGGGGGCACGAGGCUGACACGCUGCUGCUGGCGCAGAGGGUUGGGGGAGGUGGGGAGGAGCGGGGGGACAGCAUGAAAGGGGAUGGCAGAAGCGGGGAGACAGGUAUGGGGGAGGUGGAGGGGGAACGGAUGCGGGGAGGGCAAGAGAACGGGGAGCGGAGGGACGAGAGCAUGGGAGAGGAGCAGCAAGGGUGCAGAUGCGAGAGGCUGUGUGGGGGAUUUGAUUUGAUUGUGGUGGAUUCACGGCUGGAGUGGCUGCCAGCUCAGCACUGCAGCAGCAGGCAGGCGGGGGAGUGUGGCGGCGGGCAGUGCUGCAGCAGGCGGGGCGGCGAGGGCGAGAGAGGGGGCAUGAAGGUGGUGCUGCUGACGCCCUACUCCGGCAACGUGCAGCUGCCCCACCUACCAGGAGUGCAGGUGGCGGCGCUGCCCCGACCAGUGCGCCAGAUCGCCCUCAACCGCCUCCUCUCCGCGCUCUUCCCCCCGACACUACCCCGAUUCCCAUCCCGCCCCCCUCUUCCUGCCAACUCUGCCUCCUCCGAGCCUGCCACCCAACCUGUUGCCGAGCCUAGCAGCAUGGUUGAAGAAGAGGCGCCAGAGGGGGAGUGCACUAAGGGAGGGGCGGCUGGUGCAGUGAAGGGGGUGAGGCCAGGCGGAGCCAAGGCGGUGGCGGAUGGGGCGGUGAGAGGGGCAGGUGGAGCAGGGAAGUGCGGAGCGGAGCGAGCGGGGUUCAGAGUGGGCCUGGCGGAGGCACACCCCCUCCGCAUACUGCUUGCGUACGUGCCAUGGUGCCCUGGCAGCAAGAGGUUGAUGGCGGCACUUGCCAGUGCACUUCAUUAUUCCGCACCUCUGCUACUCCCUCUCCCUCCCUCCUCUCUCAUCUCUCCCUCUCCCUCUCUUCCUCUCUCCUCUAUCCUCUCCCUCUCUUCCUCUCUCCACUCUCCCUCUGCCUGUCGCCCCACAACCGGUGUGCGUGCAUGGCAUGCGAGCAGGGAGGACAACGUGGUGAAUCAGAAGGUGGCAACCAAGAUGCUGGCGCGCAUGGGGUACGACUGCACCGUCGCCAACAACGGCCACGAGGCCAUCCACCGCCUGCAGGCGCACCCCUUCGACCUUGUGCUCAUGGACGUGCAGGUCAGUGGUUCAAUGCGGUGCAGGUGUGCUCAUGGACGUGCAGGUGUGCUCAUGGACGUGCAGGUGAGUCGUUCAAUGCGGUGCAGGUGUGCUCAUGGACGUGCAGGUGUGCUCAUGGACGUGCAGGUGAGUCGUUCAAUGCGGUGCUGGUGUGCUCAUGGACGUGCAGGUGUGCUCAUGGACGUGCAGGUGAGUCGUUCAAUGCGGUGCUGGUGUGCUCAUGGACGUGCAGGUGUGCUCAUGGACGUGCAGGUGAGUCGUUCAAUGCGGUGCAGGUGUGCUCAUGGACGUGCAGGUGAGUCGUUCAAUGCGGUGCAGAUGCCAGUGCGCAUGGCAAUAUCAGGCACCUCAAUUCAAUCGUCCCAUCGUCCUCCCCUCGUCCCCUGCCAGAUGCCAGAGCUGGACGGCAUAGAGGCCACGCGGCGCAUCGUGGCGCACUGGCCGCUGUGGCGCCCCGCCUGCCCGCGCCCGCCCAUCUUCGCCCUCACGGCCAACGUGCUGGAGACGGACCGCGUGCGGUGCCUGGCGGCGGGCAUGGAGGGCUUUAUUGCCAAGCCCAUCCAUGUCAACGACCUCAUCCGCGCCGUUGAGUUCGGCAGUUCCCGCCGCCGCCAGCAGGAGCAGCAACAACAGCAGCAGGAGGGGAAGGAGCAGGGAGAGAGCUAA
Closterium sp. NIES-65 is the source of this 4572-nucleotide messenger RNA. The record is from the annotation of a GenBank genome assembly. Lineage: Eukaryota; Viridiplantae; Streptophyta; Zygnematophyceae; Desmidiales; Closteriaceae.